Molecule: messenger RNA, 309 nt
Organism: Gaeumannomyces tritici R3-111a-1
Lineage: Eukaryota; Fungi; Ascomycota; Sordariomycetes; Magnaporthales; Magnaporthaceae
Exons: 1
Coding region: 1-309 (102 amino acids)
Source: RefSeq, a predicted model, not a curated record
AUGCCGCGGCUUGGCGCCGUCCAAAUAGGCAGCUGGUGGCCCGCCGCGUGGUUGGCGCCGAGACCGGGCUCUGGGCGUGCGGGGAUUGAGCCACUCCGGUGGCCGCGCGCCGAUAGAGCCAGCUGCGUCAUUGCCCAGCGCCAAGAGAGCCACCAAGACCCCGGCGGCUUCCUCCGCAUCCUCCCAAGGCGCGCAAACCAGGUUGGGCCCCGCGCACGCGACAUGUCUCUGCUCUGGGCUGGCAGCGGCUGCUCCGGCGUGGCGGCUGGGCGGUCGAUCCUGUCGCGGUCGUGCGACGCGGCCUGCUAA